Messenger RNA from Trichoderma harzianum CBS 226.95, 1003 nucleotides. RefSeq lists its product as hypothetical. NCBI's taxonomy places the organism in Eukaryota, Fungi, Ascomycota, Sordariomycetes, Hypocreales, Hypocreaceae. The coding region runs from base 362 to 670 and encodes 102 amino acids. The transcript has a single exon. The record is from RefSeq and is a predicted model, not a curated record.
CGGCAAACCAAAGCUGCAAGGGCACUCGAACUGAUGGCGCGCUUGAGGCUCGCGGCCACAAGAAGCCGUUCCGCUGCCGCCGGCGACGAAGUUUAUUGCCUCACAAGUCCCACCCGUCUCGUGCGCUGCCUGUCAAGCGUCGGUCCGCCUGGGUGAGGCGGCGAGGCCCUAAGGUGUACUGGGACCCUCCUUGUUCUUGACCGAGAACUGGGUCGUGGUCCUGCUGACUCGCCCCCUAAGUGUCUUUGCGGCGUCAGUCGUCACCCCUAUUGUCUCUAUUGAACUCUACUAGAUCCAACAGGGACACCCUUUCGCGUUCUCGCACCCUAGGAGGCAAAAUACAGCCUCGUGUUGUAUCUGGAUGCUUUUCUCUGCCUCACUUUGCCUCCUUUUCUCACGUCCCCUCAUCACGGAGGUGUACUUCUCCCCCACGCCAGCAAGUGCUUCCAAAGACAUCUGUCGAAUCAGCUCCGUGCGGUCCAGAAGCAGGCGUGACUCUAGCUUUGAAAGAAAGAAGAGUAUCCUGCCUGAAGCAAAGCCGCACCAAGUUGGUUCAUCUAAGAACACUCGCGGUACAAUCUCCGUCCACCCCUCUGAAGCCCGAAGCCCACCACCCGAAUCAUGCUUGACUUCAUGUUGCUCGGCUACUUUGAUUCUAGCUUGUCCCUAAUGCUUUCAAUUUCGUCUUCCACCCCUCGAUUCCGUCUCGUCACUGCACUGGCUGGGCGACUAGCCAAGUCCAUUCUCUCUUAGCCUUGCCUCCUUAGCCUCGUCACAGUACUAGGAACUCUUACUCCCAACGAGUCGCCCCAAAUCAAGUCAUAUCCUUUCACCCUAUCACCCCCCCUUUCAGCACGCUGUGAAGCCACUAAAGGCAAUCAGUCCAGAGAUGUCAUGCAUUCUGUUUGACUCGGGUUUUCUUCUCGCUCGGGCUUUAAUUUCCAAACGCUACCCAAAUCUGAAGCUGUUCGGCUAGGUUCAUCGCCAGCGCUUCCAGUAUGGC